Frieseomelitta varia is the source of this 7209-nucleotide messenger RNA. Its product is annotated as mucin-5AC-like. Gene Ontology annotation, molecular function: chitin binding; chitinase activity. Gene Ontology annotation, cellular component: extracellular region. The coding region runs from base 822 to 6992 and encodes 2056 amino acids. Gene Ontology annotation, biological process: chitin catabolic process; carbohydrate metabolic process. The transcript is spliced from 14 exons. NCBI's taxonomy places the organism in Eukaryota, Metazoa, Arthropoda, Insecta, Hymenoptera, Apidae. The record is from RefSeq and is a predicted model, not a curated record.
CGCGUACUAAUACCAUGUAUUUGGGUUUCGAUACUAUUGGAUUGGCUUCGCGUGCCAAUGAAUAUCAACCUAGUUGACAUUAAUUUUCGACCCACGUUCAAACUGGAUUUAAUUGCAACCUCGGGGAUGAUUUGCAAGUAUAAUUCCAGAAUGGAAACACGCUUAGAAUUCGAUUGGGUUGAUUGGGGAGCCUCUCAGCGAGCUGAAAUUUACGAUUAUCGUACGUAAAAACAAGAACCAAUUUACAGGGGACUUGUAGACUGAUCUGAGAGAAUCUGAGAAAAAAGGCGAGACGUCCAAAUGAUUUACAUAUAAAUUCCUGCAAGUUUCGGCGAAAACGAAUUGAAUUAAAAAAAAGAACGGACGAGGAUACGAGUAUAUGGUUUCAGUAUAUAGCUUCAGUAUUAAAAGAAGCAAACGCGCAGAGGAUUCGGGGUAAGGUGGAAGGGAAGAAAUGUUUUCCUUUCACCUCUUUGCUCGGUGGUGGAGGAGGAGGAGGAGGAGGAGGAGACAGGAAUGAUUCGAGUCUCACGGUGGAGGUGGAGACGACCCAUGAAAGUAACAGUGCCUUCUCCACCGUUUGCUCGACACUCAGUCUCACUCUCCUUGCACUGGAGAACGGUGGAGCGCGCUCUUCUCUCAGUGUCCUUCGUGGUGUCGUCGUCCAGGUACAAGGUCGCGAGUGCACCGGAAACGCGCGUGCACGUUGAAUCGCGAGAAGUCGCGAGUCUAUGCGAGCAUAGUGCGCGAUGUGCUCGACCUGACCAACUUUCCACGAGUCACAAUCGACAGAAAGGGGUUAGAUAAUAAAACGACGAAAAAUGAAUUGGGAGAGUCGAACGGUGUCGCUGCUGCUCUGCUUAAGCAUUCUGCUCGCGACGAUUCACAACGGUAACGCCGAGCGGAAGAUCGUGUGCUACUACACGAAUUGGUCGAUCUAUCGGCCAGGAACGGCCAAGUUCUCGCCGCAGAACAUCAAUCCGUACCUGUGCACCCAUCUGAUCUACGCGUUUGGCGGAUUCACCAAGGACAAUGCUUUGAAGCCUUUCGACAAGUAUCAGGAUAUCGAGAAAGGUGGUUACGCCAAGUUCACCGGCCUGAAAACGUACAACAAAAACUUGAAGACCCUGCUGGCUGUCGGCGGUUGGAACGAAGGUUCCAGCAGGUUCUCACCGAUGGUCGCUGACCCGGGGAGGAGGCGAGAGUUCGUGAAGAACGCCGUGAAGUUCCUGAGGAAGAACCACUUUGACGGCCUCGAUCUCGACUGGGAGUAUCCGGCGUUCAGGGACGGCGGCAAGCCCCGUGACAAGGACAACUAUGCCAGCUUGGUGCAGGAGCUGAGGGAGGAGUUCGAGAGGGAGGCCUCGAAGACCGGAAGACCGAGGCUUCUACUGACGAUGGCGAUGCCAGCCGGUGUCGAGUACAUCGACAAGGGCUACGACGUUCCCAGAUUGAACGAACACUUGGACUUCAUCAAUCUGCUCUCGUACGACUAUCAUUCGUCUUACGAACCAGCCGUGGACCACCAUUCUCCGUUGUACCCUCUGGAGGAGGACAACGAGUACAACUACGACGCCGAAUUGACAAUUGAUUACACGGUGAAGUAUCUGUCGAAGAAGGGCGCCGCUCCGGAGAAAAUCGUCCUGGGGAUUCCAACGUACGGACGAUCCUACACGCUUUUCAACGAGGACGCCACCGAUUUGGGAUCGCCGGCCGAUGGGCCGGGUGUCGAGGGCGAGGCGACUCGCGAGAAAGGAUAUCUCGCGUACUACGAGAUCUGCGAGGGUCUGGCGCAGUCAGACGAGUGGGAAGUGAUCCAACCGAAUCCAAAGGCGAUGGGCCCGUACGCGUACAAGGGUGACCAGUGGGUAGGCUACGACGACGAAAGUAUCGUCAGGUUGAAAGCCAGGUACGUGAACGAGAAGAACUUGGGAGGGAUCAUGUUUUGGACGAUCGACAACGACGACUUCCGGGGCAGGUGCCAUGGUCGUCCGUAUCCCCUGAUCGAAGCGGCCAAAGAGGCUCUCCUGACCGACAGCUCGAAUAUCAUUCAGAGGUCGAAGACCACGGUAGAUAACCGCAAGAAGCCUCGCGUGCACGGAGUUCAGGGCGACACCGCGGGAAGGAAAAGUUUCAGACGAGGGAGUGGUAAAAGCACCACCACCGCGGCGCCUCCGCCGAGAACCCGAGUGUUCUCCCCGAGGCCGAGCUAUCGGACGUUCUCGCGUCCAAAGGCCAGCGAGGAGGAGAAGGAGGAGGAACGAUCAGUCGACAGACGAUCGUACGACUCGACGUCCUCCGUCGACGAGGAGGGAAGCUCCGAGGGUGGUAACGCGGUUAGGGCAGCGAGCAAAAACGGAAGACCAGGCAGCAAGAGUAAGAGGAGACCCUCGAAAGAUCGAUCGAGUCGAAAUCGUACGAAGCAGAUUGGCAACAACGACUCGAGCGAAGGAUCAUUGAGCAACAGGCUAACUACACCGGAACCUCCGACGACACCCGAUCCUGGAACAGAUUUCAAGUGCGAGGACGAGGGAUUCUUCCCGCAUCCUCGAGACUGCAAGAAGUACUUCUGGUGUCUGGAGAGCGGUCCAGGAGGUCUUGGCGUGAUAGCGCACCAGUUCACGUGUCCCUCGGGGCUGGUGUUCAACAAGGCAGCCGACUCCUGCGACUACCCUCGCAACGUCAUCUGUCCCAAGUCGAAGACGUCUCAGUCGGCCGCGUCGACGCCUAGGGCCCCGAUAGUCGCAGCCACCAGUCGCACGACCUUCCUCUACAGCACCACGCGUCGACCACCGUCCACUGAGAAACCGGACACCGAGGAGGAAGAGUACGAGUACUACGACGACGAGGACGACGAGCAAACGGAAGAAGAAGAGGCGAAGGAGAAGGAGGAGAAAGAGGAGAGGGAAGCGACAAGUACAACGCCGAAGGCACUUUUGUACAAAACGAUCAGCAGGAGCAGACCUACCACCAGCACCACUACCACGGAAGCACCUUUCGAGAGGAACGAACCCGACAAACUAUCAGACGUCGAGGAGAACGAGGAGGACCCUAAGGUUAUCAAAGAACUGAUCAUGCUGAUCAAGAAGGCAGGCGGCAUAGAACAAUUGGAGAAGCAACUGCUGCUUCAAGACAAGAAUCCUGAGAACGAGAGCGGCGCAAAAUCCGGCAACGAGAACGCUACUCCAGCCACGAUAAGUCGCAGCUUGUACGAACGCGUGUUGAGCCGCCAAGCCGGUAAAAUCACGAGCAGGCAGCGCGCGAAUGGGCCGGGAAGCGCGCAGUUCGAGGGACUGGACGAGCUGCCAGAAGUGAAAGGCCUGAGACGCUCGCAGAAACCGCAAUAUGUUACCAUCGAGAGGGCCAAAUCACCGACGAAGGAGUCCCCGACUGAAGACGAACAAGACGACGAGGAGGAACACGUUGACGAGAACAACACGGACGUGGCCUCCUCCGAGGAGCAGACGAUUAGCAAUCCUUUCGUGGUCGACUCGACUUUGCAGAGGGCAACGCCCAGUUACGUUAGCAUCAGGCGCGCUCGCCCAUCCAUCUCCAGCAGAAACGAGAACGACGUUGAGGAGAAAGUGAAAGACACGGAGGGAGACGCGCCAGUUUCCAGCCAGCGCCGACGUCCCGGCAGCGUGUUUCCAAAGAGCAGCGAGAGCAGCUCUUCCGAAGGCAUCGUAGAUCAAGAGUCUCGUUCACCGGCGAGCGAGCAAAACCCACAAACGACUAAAUCCAGGUACGUUAGCGUUCAGAGAUUCAGAAGCACGACUCCAUACUCGACGGAGGUUGCACCCGUUAGCCAAGAACCGAUCACGAAGAAGUCGAUCGUCUCGAGAAGCGAAGAAGAGGAAGAAGAGGAAGUUCAGAAGUCCAGAAACGAUGAAAACGUGACCACCACCAGCACCACGAUUGCCACCAGUUUAGUGACAAAUAUCGUGUCCUCGACGCCGAACGAUAUCGUUAUCGACUCGGAAACGGAGAAGCCGAUUCCGACGACAACUCCGGAGGCAAGCUCGACCACGGUCGCCGAGUCGACUGUGAAACUCGUCGAGGAUUCGGCAACGGAGAUUCUCCUGACCACGGUGCCGGCGAGCUUGCCGGCCACGUCGUCGGCUCCGAGCGCGCGGAUCGGCACUGCGUCGGUGUCUCAGCCGAGGCCUUUCGGCUUUAACCGAAGGAACAGACCCUCGGCCGAGUCCACCACCACACCGUUGCCACCGUCCACCGAUCAGGUCAGGCCCAAGGUGAGUAUAUCGUCGCGAAACCAAACGCGCUCGACCUCCCCCGCGGGAUCGCGGGAUCGACCGAGGCCGAUCACCGAGAGAUCGAGAAACAGAGGGACGAGCAGAUACACGCCACCGACGUUCAGAGUGAGGAGCGAGGUACCGUCCGACGCUGUAAUAUCCAGGGAGCUCGUUCGAACUACCGAACCGACGGUCGGUACGACAGCGAGUGCGGCGAGGAGACGACUUCGUCGACCGAGUUCGAAAACCAUCAAGGAAUCGAGGAACGUAGCCAACGAACUGGAGGACAGCCCGAUCGUGAGGAUCGUACAAGCUCAACCCGGUUGGAGGAGGAGCUUGUCGUCCAGGUCGAGGAAUACGAUCAAAGUGGACGAGACGGACAGUGACAGAAUCACGAACAUAAAGGUGUUCAGGAAGCCGGCUACGACGAACAAGGAUCAGGCUCGCGCCAGGUACACGAGGAAGAGGAACAACGUGGAGAUCGGUGAAUCGGAAGCUGUCGAAGAGAAAACAUCCUCGACGUCUGCUUCGAAGGACGUCGUAACUGUAACUACGAGCAAACAACUGAUGAUCUUUAAUUCCUCCUUAGACGGGUCCCUAGUCGACAAAGGUUCCAUUCGAACGACGAUCCCGCCGACGGAACUGCGAGAAACAACUCGAACGACCAAUGGCCCAGAGAUCGAGGCGAGCACGCAGGAACUGGCAGUGGAGAACGAGGUGAUUCCAGUGACGGAUGAUCGGCUCGACGCUGGUCAAGAACUCACGACGAUUGCGACUCUUAACGACGACGUCAAGCUGGAAGAUUUUGAUCAGAACGUGGUUAAAAUCGUAUUUCCCGCGAACAAUACCGAGGCGGUACAACUUGGCGAAGAGAGUACAAACGCUGUCGUUCCCAGACGCAGGAAGGUUUUGCUGAGAAGACGACUGGUCAUAUCACAUGGGCAGGAAAAGGAAGAGGAGGAGGAGGAGGUGGAGGAGGAGGAGGAAAAUAAACCAAUUCCUCGUAGAAGAAAAGUGAUCAAGCGCGUUCGACCGGUUCAGAGUACAGCGUCUACGGUGGAUCUGCUUAGAUCUCGAUCCACGACUCCUGCGGUAGAUCCAACGAGUACAAUCGCUGUCGAAACUUUGGACGUUUCGACGACAGAAACGAUCGACGAUUUCACGGGGGUCGUGUUGGAAACCUCGACCCCCGAGACUGCACUUGCCGAUAUCGACAUCGCCACGAUGGCCUCGACGAUCGUCGAUAACGUCACGGCCGUCGUGAUCGAGUCCUCGGCCGAUACGGCUGCUGCGACAGAGUCGACAAUGGCGACCAAGUUUCUGAUCAAUUUCACCGAGGCGAACGAUGUUUCAGACAACGUGACUACCAGCAUACCAACCGUCAUUACGCCAUCGGUCUACGUGGAUUCUCGACCCUCCAGUCCCAGGUUAGAAAUAUACAACAGGACGUAUUACUUGGAUUCGAGAUACGUGAGAAAAAAAUUUAUACGUAGAAGGCCGGUCGUUUCCUCCUCAUCGGAAAAUGUUACCGACAGUCGGUAUUCAAACUUGGAAACUUCGACCAGCGCACCUGUGAUUAACACCAAGAACGACCUGACAGGGCUGUCGAAGCGCAGAAAGACGCUGUUCGUUCGUCGCAGACCGGUCUCUUUUACAACCGAGAACGCGAGAACAAUGGGACUCGUCGAGAAAGAGGAGAAAAAAUUCCACGACGAGGGAGAAACGCCACGCGACGUCGAGAGUGCCACUUCGAGGAUCGAUGAAACCCUGUCCAUCGAAAGGGAAUCGGAGGCAUUCUGGAGUCGCUAUAUUGCUCCGUCAGUUGAAAGGAGCUCGUCGACGCUCGACGAAAAAAGAGCAACGUUGCAGGGAAACGAGGAAGCGCCAGAGAUUCGUUCUCGUUACAGAGCGACGGAUCCUCCCAGGGAGAGCCUUCAUUCAUUCGACUCGUUGCCAGAGGAGUCCGAGGAGCCGAACGACCCCAAGUCCAGGUACCAGAAUUUUCGUCAGCCGAGAACUCGUUACAGGUAUCGGUCGGUAACGAGGAAUCGAGAGGAAGAGGCCGAGGAAUCGGUCGAGGAAUCGAUCGAGGACGCGACGCAGUCGUCGAGCUUCGACUCAUCGGCGCAACUGAGGCCGCUACGUUUCUACGGGAGGCGACCGGUUCCCAGCACCGAACCGCCGGUCACCGAGACGCUGAUUCCCGCCAAGAGGUUCGACUACGUGGCGGACGCUCACAGGCGGCAACAGCAGUCCCUGCGAACAACCACCCCGCGCUCAGUUCACGACCACUCGACCGUGGUUUGGGCGAGUUUCAGCGAGCAACGAGCGAACAAUGAGAUUCGAAAUUUCGUGGAGGGCGAUUACGCGACGACGACGCAACCUACGGCGCAACCGCUGGUAACGAGGCUGGUUACGUCGGUGGAGGAAUCGGCCACCACCGAGAGGCAGAAGAUUCUCAUAAAGACGAAAUACUCUUCGCUGACGUCGACCACCAAGAUCCCUCUUACCACGACGUCCUCGAUCUCCGAUCAAAGCCUCGCCGCUUUGUCCGUUCCAAGGAGGAACGAGGAGCAGUCGGCGAACGAGAUACGCCAGGAGCAAGUCGAAAGAUCUACUUUACCCAUCGAGGGUGAAUUUCUUUAUCAACCGGUCUUCACCACGGAGUCCCACGAGUCGUCCACCAUUGAGAUUGAGUCUGUGUUCAGCAAUCUCAUCGGGAACAGAGACUCUGCCAAGUGAUAACGUUAUCGAUAAUGUACCGCAUACCUGUUACACAUAGACACCGUUACUAGUAGAUUAUCUCCGUCAGAAAUUCAACAACAGCAAGAUAACGAACGAAAACAUUUAGAAAGCAGAAGAUGUAGACAGGAUGAAGAUUCGAAGGAAAAAUGUGACAGUCAAGAAAUCAACGUUACCAGGGACUUCUCUUUACUCUCUCUUUCUCUCUCUCUCUCUC